AGUCCGGUACACAGUUCUGCAAUGAUCGGGAACCAACUACGAUCGGCUGUUGCUUUAUUCACAAUCCUCACCAUAGUCGCGGGUAAACCACCCCCGCCACCUGGAGCACCAUGGGCCAAGUUUGUUACCAAGCCCGCUUUUGUCCGAUCUUUGGGACCUCCCUCGGUGCCAGGGGUUGGAACCAUGUCGAUCCCGUUCAUCCCGAAACCGUCGCUAUUUCCAAAAUUCGUAGAUCCGCGUAUAAUGAUCGCAAAAAAAACAGACAUGUUGAGUAACAUGUUCGGAGGAUUGGGACCGACUAUGGGACCGUUUCCGGGGUUCGGUUUAGGCCCUUAUGCGGGGUACGGUUUGGGCCCGUACGGUACAGGCCCCACCGGUAUGUACGGACCUGAAGACAUGAACAUGAAGGGAAAUACAGACCUGGAUUCUACAUCGGACGGAACGAUAGAGAACGAUUUGCCAAUUUUGUACGCGUCCGGUUUUGGCGAAGGUGGAGAAUUCAGCCCGAAUAUGAAAUAUCCCGAAAGUCUUAACGGAUUACCAACCGGAGAAUUGAGCAACAUAAAACGCGGGCUGUUCGGACCCAUGGGCCCCAAGUCACCAUUUCUUGGACCUUUUGGCCCAGUUUCCGCACAGCCUGCUCCUUCAGGCGAUGCCACAGCUUAUACAGACGCUAGCUCAUCAUUCAUGAAACGAGGAUUUCCGGGUCCAAAUUCAGUCAAAAACGGGGAACCCUCGAGCAGCGCAACAGAGCCACCACCCCCAUAUUCGAGCAUGCACGUAAUACCAGAAGAAAUUUCCGAAACGGAUGAAAAAGAAGAUACCAAGGAAUCUCCCUUGAACAAAAUCUUCUCCGGCGGAAAGGACUCAAAAACGUCGAAAGAUCUCACCAAGCGGAUGGUUGCUGACGGUUCAGUCCCGAAGGAGUAUCUACCAGGGAUGUACGGACCCAUGAGUCCGUUUUUCGGGCCACCGGGUGCCGCCUUCGGCCCGGGCGCGUUCAUGAGCAAAAAAUCCAUGUUCCUAGACACCCUCUUCAAGAAUUUGGCAACCAGUACAGUGUCACCGGUGACGGACGUCCCGGUGACAAAAAGCACGAUAGUUCCGCCAGGAUUUUGGUUUCCAGAAACUGUGGUCCCCGAUCCCGCUUCGUACGACGCGAAGGUAGCUACUUUCCUGGAUAAACUGUUUGACUCCCUGAAUCUGAACGCUUCUACAGCAACCGGUGAUUCCCCUUACGAAACAUCGAUGUCACCGGGAUUCCCAGGCGCGAAAACACGAUCUUUACCUUACGGUUACUCAGCGGCCGGCUCUCCCCAGUACACUCGUUCCUUGGCUUCUACAGACCACGAAGCAGUGAUGACGGCGAAAGACCAAAUCGUCAGUUCCAUCAUCGGAGAGCUGAGCGUGCUGAAGGACGACAUGGUCGCGACGUUCAACGAUUUGAUAGCAUACCAGAAAAAUGCUUCGACAUCGCUUCCCGGUUCCAAACCGUUCAAAGCGUUUGCUCCACCGUUUUGGCCCGGUCCAACAGCAGUCACAGAUAUCGGAACCCUGCCUUAUAAGCGGAGAAUGAUAAUCCUGGAACAGGUUUUCGACAUGCUGACGGAGCUACAAAUGAACAUUACAGCGACUGUUAACGAAGCGAUGAAAUCCAGCUACGAAGAACCGGAACCCGCGACGACGCCUAAGCCGGAGGAUGGAAGUUUGAGCUUGGCCGUUCUGGACGCAAUUCAAGCGAAGUUAAAUGAAUUGGAUACAAUUUCGUCGACCAAACUAACGCCGAAAGGAUAUUCUUCAAAAUUUUCCAGAGCUCUACCCGCGAGUCCAACUUCAUUCUGGGUUACUUAUCCCGGAAGUGAUCAAGCCCGGCGAAAUUCCCUCGACGAACAGGACACUCCUCGUCGUACCGAGCAGGGUAUUGAUGACUAUACCGUAGAUACUGACGCAUUUAUCCCUGGUAAGGAUUCGAGGGGAAUUAAAAUGCAAAUGCAUCAAGGAUACCAAAGUCUUCCGCCUGGUACCAUCGAAUCUAUUCAAGCUGGAGGCGGAUCUGUACCAGGACACGAAGGUGGCGGAGUGAAAUUUCUGAUCAAAAUGCCGGCUAAAGAUACGACGAUGAACGGACAGAGUGGUGGGCAGGUUUACCAAAAUUACCCCGCAAAGUGGCAAGAUUGGUCGAAUAAUAUGGAAAAGGAAUACCAAAACAAUCGUCAUCAUCAUCAUUUUCAUCGCUGAGAUAAGUGAUUAAUAUACUUGUAAUCGCAGCAUAUUCUAGUCACACACCAUAACAAAAAAAAAAGGAACAAAAAUAAAAUGAAGAAAGUAAUAAGAUUUAAAGUAGUGUA
This is a messenger RNA of Diprion similis, 2348 nucleotides long. RefSeq lists its product as uncharacterized. The transcript has 4 exons. NCBI's taxonomy places the organism in Eukaryota, Metazoa, Arthropoda, Insecta, Hymenoptera, Diprionidae. The record is from RefSeq and is a predicted model, not a curated record. Bases 22 to 2238 code for a protein of 738 amino acids.